AUGCUUCAUCACUCCAGAGAACUCCUGCAUGCUAGCCACUCAAUUUUCCCAGUGGUGGCAGACCCUAAAGCCAACCCUGAUGAUGAACCAGUCUCAUUGAAAAAGCUACUUCAGGGCGAAGGAGUGUGGAUUUUUCGCAAGGAAAUCUUGGGAUGGAUCUUUGAUAGCAUUUCACGCACCAUUGAGCUCCCACCUGGAAAAAUUGAUAAGAUUCGGACAGCCAUCAACAAAGUCCUCCAUACAAAGCAUUGCCAAUUGACUGAUCUUCAAUCCCUUAUGGGCAAACUCCAGCAUUCUUGCUUGGAAAUCAUCACUGGAAAACUAGCCCCAUUGUACAAGCUUCUCCCAGCUACUCACUCCAAAACAUCACACCAACGUGGCCAUAUCUCCGUUCCCCAGGAGUCUGAGGCUUACAAUGCAUUGCAGGAUAUCCACACAAUGCUCAAGAUUGUCGCCAAUUGGCCAACCACCUCGCCACAGGACACCGCAAGAGUCAUUCUUGUGUGGAAGAGUCGGCUCAUCUCAUCAAUUUGUCUGGCCACUGCUGAUGCAGAGUACGAUGCUCUGACCCAGCUCCUGGAAGUGCCUCAUGAGAUGUGGGUUACCAUCACAUCAAAGGCUGCUGCAGACAACAGUGCAGCACUCAUUUUGGCACGUGACCAUGCCCUCACAUCCAGGACAAGGUACUACUACCACACACAAGCUCAUCACUUUUGGCAGCAUGUGGGUCAUGCAUUGAAUGUGUCUUCUGACCAGUUGUAG
Messenger RNA from Seminavis robusta, 762 nucleotides. The record is from the annotation of a GenBank genome assembly. Lineage: Eukaryota; Bacillariophyta; Bacillariophyceae; Naviculales; Naviculaceae.